Messenger RNA from Spodoptera exigua (beet armyworm), 2853 nucleotides. The record is from the annotation of a GenBank genome assembly. NCBI's taxonomy places the organism in Eukaryota, Metazoa, Arthropoda, Insecta, Lepidoptera, Noctuidae.
CAGCCCACCAACACUGAGUGAGCCGGGCUGCUCCAGCUAUCAGCCACCCGAUCAACCAUUUUUGGUUGUUCAUUAUUAUGACUCAAUGGACUAGUAUCCAGUUAUCUCUAUAAAGUCAACACUUCAUUUUGAUAUAGAUACGUCAAUAUUGUUAACGUCAAAGCUAGACAAGCAGAGCACGUAGAGGCAUUUUUUAUCAUUCAUAUUUUUGUAGGUCUUAUUAGUGUUUUCUGUUUUGAAUUAGCAAUUUUGUUUUCGUUUUUAUUAAUUUAUUUUCGACCAUUUUUUAACUAUAAUGUACUUUUGAUAUUCUAGAUAAUAUAAAUACGUGUUCAUUAUUGUAUAAAAAUAUUUAAUUUUUUUAAUAAACAACUUAAAAAUGAAAGGUGCAAAGUUGUUAACGUGUGCUAAUCGCUGCAUAGCAGGAAAAACUCCUCAACUACCCUUGCCAGUGCACAGCAGAUGGCUAGCCACGGAAGCACGCGAGGCACCCGCCCAGAAACGCGGCGCGGCUCGCGAGAGUGCGUCGUUCACACUAAACUUGUUCCGCGGCCGUCUGGAGACCGCGCAGGUGUUCCCUUACCCUGAACCAUUGUCGGAUGACCAGCGCCAAAUGCUUCAGGAGCUUGUGCCGCCUGUAGAAAAGUUCUUCCAAGAGGUGAAUGACCCCGCCAAGAAUGACCAUGAUUCGAAAAUAGAAGAAAACACAGUUUCCGGUCUGUGGGACCUUGGGGCGUUUGGUCUGCAGGUGCCAGCAGACCACGGCGGUCUGGGGCUGUCCAACACACAGUACGCUCGCCUAGUGGAGGUAGUGGGCGCGCACGACCUGGGUGUCGGCAUCACGCUCGGUGCGCACCAGUCCAUCGGCUUCAAGGGCAUCCUGCUGUUCGGAAACCCCGAGCAGAAAGCCAAGUACUUACCGCGGGUCACCGGCGGGGAGUACGCCGCCUUCUGUCUCACCGAGCCCUCUUCUGGCUCCGACGCCGGCUCCAUCAAGUCACGCGCUGUGCUGUCUCCCGACGGCAAGCACUUCAUCCUCAAUGGCUCCAAAAUCUGGAUCAGCAACGGAGGCAUCGCCGAGAUCAUGACAGUAUUCGCACAAACUCCCAUCGAGAAGGAUGGCAAGACUGUCGAUAAGGUGACAGCAUUUAUCGUGGAGCGAUCGUUCGGCGGAGUGUCGUCCGGCCCGCCCGAGAACAAGAUGGGAAUCAAGUGCUCCAACACUACCGAGGUGUACUACGAGGACGUCAAGAUCCCCAUAGAGAACGUGUUAGGAGGCAUCGGCAAUGGAUUCAAGGUGGCCAUGAACAUCCUCAACAACGGACGCUUCGGUAUGGCGGCCGCCCUCGCCGGCACCCAGCGCUCCGCACUGCGCCAGGCCGCGGAGCAUGCCGCCACGCGCGUGCAGUUCGGGAAACGCCUGGCGGAAUUCGGCACCAUACAGGAGAAACUGGCGCGUAUGGCCCUGCUGCAGUACACCACUGAGUCUCUGGCCUACAUGGUCAGUGGCAACAUGGACACGGGAGCCUCAGAUUACCACCUAGAAGCCGCCAUUUCCAAGGUGUUUGCAUCGGACUCCGCGUGGACGGUGGUAGAUGAAGCUAUUCAGAUCUUGGGCGGUAUGGGAUUCAUGAAGGCUACAGGCUUAGAGCGAGUGUUGCGCGACCUGCGCAUCUUCCGUAUUUUCGAAGGUACCAACGACAUCCUGCGCCUGUUCGUGGCGCUGACUGGUAUCCAGUUCGCGGGCUCACAUCUACAGGAGCUCCAACGCGCAUUCAAGAAUCCAACGGCGCACCUGGGCCUGAUCUUCAGCGAGGCCGGAAGGCGCGCGGCGGGCGCCGUGGGGCUGGCCCGCGGGCCGGACCUAGCGCCGCACGUCGCGCCCGAGCUGAGGUCCCUGGCCGCCGAGCUGGGCCGCUGCGUCAUGGAGCACGGGCGCACGGUGGAGGCGGCCCUGGUGCGGCACGGCCGCGGCAUCGUGGACGAGCAGUUCGUGCUCAACCGGCUGGCCAGCUCCGCCAUCGACGCGUACACCGCGGCGGCCGUGAUGUCGCGCGCGUCCCGCGCCGCGCGCCUGCGCCUGCCGUCGGCGGCGCACGAGCUGAAGCUGGCGGAGGCCUGGGCCGAGGAGGCCGUGACGCGCAUGCCGGCGGCGCUGGCGGCGACGCGCGACGCUCGCUCGCUGCGCCAGUUCGCGCGCCUGGCCGAGCUGGGCGGCGCCGUCGCGGCCGCGGGCGGACAACCGACCCCCAACCCGCUCAAUCUGUGAUCGUGAGAUCUGAACGUCUCUGUGCUCCUCCGUUUUCCGAGUGUGACAAGUUCUAGCAAGUAUUAUUUAUAGGUAAUUGUUCCAAGUUUUAAUCUCACAUUCGAUCGACAGUUUCAUAUUUUUCGACUUGGAUUUAUUAAUUAAUAAUGAUUGCUAUUCUAGUACCAAAAUAACAUUGUAACGAUAAACUAUAAAUUAAAUAAACGAAAUGUAAAUAACUGUACAUAGAUUAAGUCGAAUAGUUGUAUUGUCGGUCAUAAUCAUAGCUAUAGUAGUAAAGUAAAACAAACAUACGGUAAAGUUGUAAAUAUGUACGGUCUGUUGCCUACUUUAUGUAUUAUUUUCAUUUUGUUUACGUAAGUAGGUCCUACUGUGAAAUUCGAACCGCCUCAGGAUCAAUUAAAAUUAUGUUAACUUAUACAAAAUAUGUGGGAAAUGAACUCUCUUUAGUGACAAUCAAAUUCUCCAAGACAAAUUCUACAAAUCAUAACAUUUGGUUCAGUCCUUCUUGAACCUUAGUUGUAUUACAAACAAGAUAUAAAAUAUGUCAUUAUGCUUAAUAAAUUAUAAAUUUUAAUAAGCAA